Microthlaspi erraticum is the source of this 477-nucleotide messenger RNA. The record is from the annotation of a GenBank genome assembly. NCBI's taxonomy places the organism in Eukaryota, Viridiplantae, Streptophyta, Magnoliopsida, Brassicales, Brassicaceae.
AUGUCUUCCUCAGACUCCGCAGCAUCGCCUGACCAGAGCCUCAACACAAUUGUUGUGGCCACGGAGGAGGUGACUGGGACAAUGAACAGCAGCGGAGUCACUGGAGGAGAAACCACGACGGAUCUGAACACCAACACCAGCGACGGUAGCCCACAUGGUGUGGCAUCACCUGAUGUUCCUCCUCCUAGUCCAGCCAAGUCCACCGGAGACAGCAGCAACAACAGCAGCGGAGACAGUGGAGGAGGGAUCUCGACGGAUCUGAACGUGCCCUUGAGUCCUAGCAAUCUCGAUUCAGUCACUAGUGACGCUCCUCUUUCUCAUGCUCCUCCUCCUCCAGCCACCAAUCUUUCCAAUGAUGAGAAUGUUGCGAGCUCUAGUUACUCGGAGAAGCCAAAGCGAAAACAUGAAAUCCGUCUUUUUGGGAUCACGAUAACUAAAGAGGUGGAUGAAGAUGAGGCUUCACCUGGAAGGACUUGA